CCGAAUUCCAAAAUGGCGAUGUCUGAAAAUUUGUGAUUGUGAUUUCACGAAAAGUGUCAUUUUAUUUCAUAACGAAGGAUUAAAAUUCAUCAUUUACAAUGAACAAUCAAACCUAGAUAUUUACCAGUUCAGUUGUGCUGACGGUACCAGAGUAAAACAUAAAGCAACAUGGCCGACCAAGUCUCUACCACCCAGCCGUCUCCCGAUCCGAUGCUCGGGGAAGGCCUCGUUAACCAAGGUGUGCAAGGCUUCCCAGCCACUCCAAUGGCCAAUCUAUUCGAUGAGAGUCUGACAGGUGGACAGGAUGAUUGGCUGGGCGAAAUUGAUGACAUCAUGGGCAAGAAUCCAUUUUCUGGCAUGAGUGAGGAGGAGAUAUCAAAAAUCGAUGCUGUGUUGCAGUCAGACGAAGUCACCCAACUUCUCCAGCAAACAAACGAUCCGUUUGUCAAUUCCCCCGAGGUACCCACCUCCUCCUUCCUGCCCGAGGAUAAAGAUGACCACGUUCUCGAGGACAGCAUCAGCCGCUUGUUGGGCGAGAGCACCCUGGAGGAAAAACACGACUACGCAGAGACGGCGUCCACGUCACACGAUUUUGAUAUUGACCUGGCGACAGUCCGUGAUGCAAAUAUGAUACUUAACGUUGGACUACAAAGUGGCCCCUUGGCCGACAUCAUGGAGACGUUCGACAUCCCGGGCGUGAGCGACCUCAUUUCUCCCGCGUAUGAAAAAAUCAAGACGGCGGGAGAGAAUGACGAGGAGAGGGGCCGUGAUGACAUGAUGUAUGAUGAGUGUCAGGAGGGCGGGAAGUCAAUGAAGGGAGGCAAGAAGGGCAAGGGGAAGUUUAUGUUUCCCCCGCAGAGACGAUCUGUGCGCAUCGUUGAGCAAGAAACGCGCGAAUUAGCCGAAAAAAUUCGUCAGGAGAAUAUCCGUGAAGAACAAGAGGCCAUAGAGGAGUUGAAGAAGAAAAACGAAGAUUCGGAGGAAAGUAACAUCCUGGAUUCUGAAAUGACUGAUGCUGAUGGGGAGAUGGUGAAGAAACCCAUAAAACGACGGGGAAGGCCUCCUAAUAGCGGAAAAACGGGCGUGAAAAAGUUUCCAGAGUCGGCGAACAGUGGUCCAGAUGAUGAGGCAGAAGAUGUGAAGAUCGAGAGCAAAUCGAGUGGCGGUGUUCUGGAAUCUUUGGCGCAGAGUUACGAAAAUUUAGGAAAGGAGGAUGAUGAGAAUAAGGAUGAGGACGCUUUGGUAAAAUGUGAUAAUGUUACUGAUUUAUCCGGUGCUAUAGUGGAUCCGUUUGGGGGUUCCAAAAAGGACCUAAGUCCCGACUCAUCUGGUACGCAGGUUGUUGCCAUGGAAACUAUAACAAAAAUCAAAGAUAUUGCUGUGACGUCAUGGACUGUUGAUUCCACGGAUGAAUCGGGUGGUUUCGGUAAAAAAAUGAAAGUUCCAUCGACUGAAACAUUUUCAGAAGAUGGCGUGCCUGGUCAAAGACGUAAUUCCGAAGUUCCGGAAUUUGGUACAAGUGGGAAGGAAAGACGGCGAAGUUCCCUUGAUAGGGUUCGAGAAAAGGAUAGAAGCUCAUCCCGCGAGCGCAGCACUUCUUCACGUGACCGGCUUGGUCAUUCACAUGAUAAAAAUCGUGAUUCUUCCCACGCGGAUAAACGUCGCGAUUCACGACAGGACAGGGACUUGCAUUCUAGAGAGGGUGGGUCGAAUCGGGGGGAAGAUCAUCGAUCUCGUGGUCAUAGGCACGGGGAGGAACAUCGACGGGAGAGGGGUGGUCGGGAACAGGGGCAUCUUGGUCGAGAUAGUCGUGAUCGGGAGAGGCAUAGGGACAGCCGGGGUAGAGAAGGCAGCAGCAGCAGUAGCAGACGAUACAGUGAACAGUCUAGAAGCGAUUCGCGGCAUAGUUUGCCUGGGGCGGAUUAUCAGAACGUGGAAGUGGAUGACUUUGACUUAAAGGGAAAAAAGAUUAGUCUCGAUCAGUACAGGAAGGGCGAUGUCGUGAGGCAUGAGAGUGAGGUUAAGGAGGAGAGACGCAGGGAAGAGAAAACUGGGCCAGACGAUGAGCUCAUGGACAUUGAUGCAUUUCAUGAUGAUGCGGGUGAAUCUGAUCUGAGUGAUAGCAUGGAAGGCGAAUAUGAUGGAGACUUCGAAGAGGACGACCCCACGAAAUUGUGGUGUGUUUGCCGCCAACCUCAUAACAAUAGAUUUAUGAUAUGCUGUGAUAAGUGUGAAGAGUGGUACCACGGGGCGUGCGUGCGCAUCACCAAGAAACGUGGCAAAGAGAUGGAGCAAAAUGACGAGGAAUGGAUCUGUCCUGUUUGCUUACAAAAAGAAAGAAAGGAGAGGUUGUACAUUGAAGAGAGGAAGAAAAUUGAAGAAGAGCUUAGACUGCGAGAUACUAUAAAAUCUUUGAAGGACCGCCUGCAGAGAACGAGAGAAAUCGAGGAGAAACGUGAUUCGGCGUCAGCACCGAUGGAAGAGGUAUUCAGGUCUUCAGGAAAGAUGGAGGGGGAGUUCAGGAAAAUGGAUAGGAAUGCGGGCGGGAAACGGAAAAAGAAAAUCAAGAUAUUCAAGAGUCACCGAAUGAGUAUGAUGCCAAAGCGUUGUAUUUUCACUAAAUGCGAGACCACCGUCCUCCCUGGGGCCGUCUAUUGUAGUAAUCAGUGCAUCCUCCGCCACGCGCAUGAAUCCUUGGUCCUACUUGCCAAGGAGAAGGAGAGAAUAUUUGGAAAAGGAAGAGUUGAUCUGAAUCCAGCCGAGAGGAUCAUCGUUAUGGAGAGGCGUACCGGCAAGAUCCUGACCGGUCUUAACGCCCCGACAGCUGCUAAUCUCCGUUCGUGGUUGGAGCGACAUCCGAGCUUCGAGGUACUCAGACCCAAGAAGCAGGCACCCGAGCCUGGACAGCCUGAGAGACAGAGACGCGAUCGACCAGAGCCACCUCGCCAGGCCACUACCACGGAACCACCGGAAGUGACAGAAGGACCAGACAUGAUUCGUGUUAAUGUUAGAAGAAUUCUCAGGGACCUCUUAGAAAAAAGAGCUUCAGAAGCAGGCGAUCUCUCCGCCGUGACAAAAGCAGACGUGAAGAAAUACGCCAUAUCUAUCGAGGAGGCCAUGUACCAUUAUCAUCGCAACACUGGCCUCAAGUACAAGGCCAAGUUCCGCAGCCUGGUCUUCAAUAUACGGGAUCCUAAUAAUCAUGGCUUAUUCCGCCGGAUCCUACGGGGACAGAUCCAUCCGAAUAACCUGGUCCGUCUCUCGUCGGAGGAGCUGUCUUCCCGCCAGGUGUCCGAGCUGCAGGAGAUGAAACGGGAUUUGACGAGAUUGGAGAAGGAGCAUCCACAGUCCAAGUCAGGUGGCCAGCAGAGGAGGCAGAAAGAGGGGGGCAGUGCUAUUGACCCAAUGGCCGAUCUUCUCGGAACGAUGACCGCGGACACCACCAGUGAGCACCGCAAUCAUCUCUUCGAUCUCAACUGUAAGAUCUGUACGGGAAAGACUCCGCGGCCGGAAGCGGAACACAUCAAGAAACUCGCGCAGCAGCUGAAGCUGCAGAAGGAGCGACACAGAGCGGAGGAUAAGAAGCCAGAGAAGGUUUCGCGUGAUCCGAGGUUACUGGAUACGAGUCGGUCGGAUAGCGAUAUCGUCGGGAGCAGUUUGGAGGAGUCAAUUGAGGAGCAGAUUUCGCAGGAGAUCAAGGAUGAAUUGGGCAUCGAAUCGCCGGUACCUGUGGUGACCACAACUGGCUCACCUGAUGUCACUUCGUCUGGGCAAGCCCAGAACCUCACUCUAUGGAAGGGCUCCAUCUUCAUGCAGGAUCUCCCCAAGUUCUUCACCUCGGCGGAUCUCGUCUCUGGACCUAAGGAUUACUUCAUGCAGGAUAUUCCCAGUACCAUCCAGCUGUGCGGGAGAAUCAAUCCAGCCAACGUGUUUGAUUAUUUGGGGAAGAUCAAGGAAAUGCGUUCUAAGGACAUCAUUGUGGUGCGCUUCCAACCAAGCCAGGAGAACAUGGAGCGCGUGGCCUACAUGGACAUGUACAACUACCUGAGCACCCGCAAGCGUUGCGGUGUGGUCGGCAACAACACCAAGCUCGUCAAGGACAUGUACUUGAUCCCUCUACCUGCUGAGAGUCCCCCGCCGAAGAUUCUCCUGCCUUUUGAAGGGCCAGGUCUUGAAGAAAGAUACGAACGACCUCAUCUUCUCAUUGGUGUCAUCAUCCGCCACCGACCUAAAUCAACGCCUGGCUCCGAGCUCCAAAAAGAGGCAGAAAAACAAGAUUGCGUCCUAGUCGAUCCUGCGUGGGGAGAACUUAAAAAGAAAUUUCAGGAACAGAAACUUAGGAAGGAAAGCUCACGCUCAAAGGGAAGUUCACGUUCGAAGGAGAAAGAAAAAUCAAAAGAGAAGAAAAAACGCGAAUCAAAAUCUGUUUUGGUGAAGUUUUUAGAGGAUGCGAAACCUGGAGCGGAUAUUGGGUCAGUUGACAAUGAAGCAGAAGACCAUGGAGCAGACGAUACAUGUUUUUCCCCGGAGCCUGUAGAGAAGGUUAAGGAGGAAGUGGAGGAUGCGUACUCCCCCUCCCAGGAGGUUGAAGACUUGUAUCUACCCAUGCAGAUCCUCACCAAGGAGGAGGAUAAAACGCUGCAGGUGCUGGAGGAAAAGUUGGCGGCAGAAGACUUAGAAGAGGAGGAGGAAUUUCCAGAGGAGGAGGAAUUUCCAGAGAAGGAGGAAUUUCCAGAGGAAGAGGAAUAUCAGGAAGAGGAGAGCAUGGAGAUUGAUGAUGACCCAAUAGUUGAUAUUGCAGAGAGCUUUGAAAAUGCAGUUGGCCUUGAAAAUGCGGAGAGCCUUGAAAAUGCAGAGAGACUUGAAAUUAUAAAGAGCCUUGAAAAUGCAGAGCACUUUGAAAAUAUAGAGAGCUUUGAAAAUAUAAAGAGCCUUGGAAAUGCAGGGAGCCUUGGAAAUGCAGAGAGCUUUGAAAAUGCAGAGAGCCUUGAACAGAAGCCAACAGUUUUGAAAGAUGGUGUUGUUGUUGAGGACCCUGUUGAAAAUGUCUCACCACAGGCACUAGAAAGAAAUGAUGUUGCUAUGGAGACACAAGAAGAGGUAGCAGAAGUCUUGGACCAUAAGCAUGAGGGAGAGCCUGAAGUCACUGACCCGAUUCCUGAAGAAGAGUCGGCUGGAAACACUGCACCCGAGGUAGAAAAUCCGCUCGAUUCAUUGACAAGUCGUAUUCAAGCGUUCAGUAAGAUGUUACAGACUGGAGGAUCCUUCAUACCUCGGCAGCUCCGUACACAAGCACCUGGUCCAAAACCUGAGUCAAGCCAUCCACAGAACAUACCAACUCCUACAAGCCGAAAGAAUCCGGUUAAAAGGAUAAAAACAGAAGCAGUUUCUCUUUACGGUUCUUCACCACUUACUGGUUCCAGUCCAGCCGGAACUCCAAAAGCUGCAACGGAUCUAGUUCGAGAGCUAAAACCCAAACCAGCAGUUUCUCUCUACGGGUCAUCUCAACCACUUGGUUCCAGUCCAGCACACACUCCAAAAGCUGUAUCAAGUCCACUGCCUACCCCUAAGUCUGCAUCGCCACUUCUUGGUUCCAGUCCAGCGCACACUCCAAAAGUUAUAUCAAGUCCACUGCCUACUCCUAAGUCUGCAUCGCCACUUCUUGGUUCCAGUCCAGAACGUACUCCAAAAGUUGUAUCAAGUCCACUGCCUACCCCUAAGUCUGCAUCACCACUUCUUGGUUCCAGUCCAGAACGUGCUCCGAAAGUUGUAUCAAGUCCACUGCCUACCCCUAAGUCUGCAUCGGAAAGAGUUGCUUCACCACUCGUAGCGCCAUCACCGCUUGAGACGAGACAAGUUAUGGUUGCAACUCCUCCUCAAGCGCGCGUGAAAUCUCCACCUGUUCCAGUCUCUACCCAAGUAACCACUCCUCCUGCAGGUGAAACAUCUGAGGUUCGUAUUGCUCCAGGCUCUUUGAAACCUUUCUCAGCUGUUUCAGCAUUGCCCGCGCCUGCCAGAAAACCUACUGAACCUCUGAAGGAUAAAAAGGACCAGAAGAUUUCGCCUGAGCCUGCUAAAAAACCCACUGAACCUCGGAAGGAUAAGGACAGGAAGGUUUCGCCUGCGCCUUCCAAAAAAACCACUGAACCUCUGAAGGAUAGGGACAGGAAGGUUUCGCCUGCACCUCGGAAGGAUAAGAAGGGCCAGAAGGUUUUGCCUGAGCCUGCCAAAAAAGUCACUGAACCUUGGAAGGAUAAGGACAGGAAGAUUUCGCUUGCGCCUUCAAAAUCACCCACUGAACCUCCGAAGGAUAAGAAUGACCAGAAGGUUUUGGCAGCACCUGCCAAAACACCCACUGAACCUCCAAAGGAUAAGAAGGACCAGAAGGUUUUGCCAGCACUUGCCAAAACACCCACUGAACCUACAAAGGAUAUGAAGGACCAGAAGGUUUUGCCAGCACUUGCCAAAACACCCACUGAACCUCUGAAGGAUAAGAAGGACCAGAAGGUUUUGCCUGUAUCUACCAAAAAACCCACUGAACCUCUGAAGGAUAAGAAGGACCAGAAGGUUUUGCCUGUAUCUACCAAAAAACCCACAGAACCUCCCAAGGAUAAGAAAGACAAGAUGGUUUCGCCUGCACCUGCCAAAAAACCAACUGAACCUCCCAAGGAUAAGAAGGAUCAGUGGGUUUUGCCUGUGCCUGCCAAAAAACCCACUGUGCCUCCCAAGGAUAAGAAAGAGAAGAUGGUUUCGCCUGCACCUGUCAAAAAAUCUACUGAACCUGUCAAGGACCAGAAGGUUUUGCCUGUGCCUGCCAAAAAACUCUCUGAACCUCCCAAGGAUAAGAAAGACAAGAUGGUUACGCCUGCACCUGUCAAAGAACCCACUGAACCGUUGAAGGAUAAGUUGGAUAAGGAAUCAUCAACAACAAGGGCGUUUGAACUUCUUCAGGAAAAGAAAGAUAAGGAAUUGUCAACAACAAGUGCAUUUGAACUUCUUCAGGAUAAGAAAUCAUCAACAACAAGUGCAUUUGAACUUCUUCAGGAUAAGAAGGAUAAGAAAUCGUCAACAACAAGUGCAUUUGAACUUCUUAAGGAUAAGAAAUUGUCAACGAGAAAUGCAUUUUUCCAGUCUUCUUAUGCACGGCCUCGCAUUCGUUUCCGAGGUGCUCCCUUCCCUUCACCAGUUGAGCCUCCUCUGGUAGAACCAAAGUCUGAAUCUCCAUCCAAGCCAAAAUCAUCAACUGCUACCCCAAUCUUACCAAAGACCUGGAAGAUGACUAUGGGAAAAAUUUCGCUGCCUACUCCCUCUGAGCGGGAAAGACCUUCUGCAGCGAAUAAAAAGUUGGCCAAACCUCCUGUGGAAGUGGCAUCACCAGAGGUAAUCAUUGAAAGAUAUGGACCGCAGGAAGUGAAAGAAUCACAACUGUCUGCUGAAAGUAAUGCGUCGCCAUCGCCAGAACAGAUCGUCCAGCCUCUGUCACUUAAUGAGCACAUGGCAAUCCCGCUUAGUCAGCAGCCUUUACUACCCCAACUGCCAGAACAGGUUGAUGCACCCCCGCUUCUGGAACUGCCUGUGGCACCACCUCUUCCGGAGCAGCCUAUGGCAAUACCUCUUCCGGAAGACCCUGUGGCACCACCUCUUCCGGAGCAGCCUAUGGCAAUACCUCUUCCGGAAGACCCUGUGGCACCACCUCUUCCGGAGCAGCCUCUGGCAAUACCUCUUCCGGAAGACCCUGUGGCACCACCUCUUCCGGAGCAGCCUAUGGCCCCACCUCUUCCGGAACAGACAGCACCACCUCUGCCUGCCGAAACAGUUUCACCACCAUUGCCAGAUCAAGCAGCACCACUGCCACCAUUACCGGAACAGAUUGUACCACCGCUUCCACCAGGACCGCCCCCGGAGCCGCCACCGAUGAUGUUCCACCAGCCGCCACCUCCACCACCUCCUCUGCCGACUGGGUUUGUCCUACCUUAUCAUGCGAUGCCUCCACCACCACCACCACCACCACCAGAAGAGAGACAGCCAGAUUCAAUGCUAGUCGAUAUGGACCUCUCCGAGCCUGAGGACGUAGAGAUGGAAAUAUCCGAAUCUCACACUGCACCAACACAAGUGUCGUACGCCCCAAGUACAAUUUACGCCCCAAGAAUAAGUUAUGCCCCAAGUACAAGUUAUGCUCCCUUCUCCACUGCUGCAAACUUUCAUACCGAAACCGCAGCAGAACCCAGGACUAUUCCACAGCCACAGGCUAAGAACACUCCAGAGGAAAGCGAAAAUGUUCCAUUUUAUUAUGCAAAUGUUCUCGAAGCUAAUUCUCGACCUGUGGCCACUAGAGUAGAGUCGCUGAAAACGUUUGCCCAAAUGACACCACCUCUGCCGCCUUGUGGUGAGUAUCCAUCUUCGACUGGAGCGUGGAAUGCCGGCCGGAGAAUGGGAGGAGGUCAGAGGGAGAGUUAUGCACCGUACGGAGAGCCAUUUGGUGGUGGUGAAGAGUCGCGGGAACCGAGCGAAGAAUCGAAUGAAUAUUAUGAAGAGGAAGAAGAGGAAGAAUACCAGCAGGAAUCCUGGGACCAGGACUAUGCUGAUUAUGAAAAGAAGGAAGAGAAGCCGUACUUCUAUGGCUGUAAUGCACCAGUUUAUUCUGGUCCCACAAUGACAAAGUCGGCGCCAACCAAGCGAAGCUAUCCAAAAGUUGAGCAGGAGAAACCUAUGCCGGAGAAACGGAAUCCGCGCUACAGGAGUACGUUGUUUAUGCUGCAGAAACAGGAGCAGGCGGAGGAGUUUUAUAAUCCGAGUCUGGAGAAGAAGGAGGAGGAGGAGGAAGCAGCGGAGAUGGAAGAAAAGGACGACAAAACAAAAAUGUCGUAUCGGCAUCGGAAGGAGGAAGAGCCUGGGCUGGUGAAGCAUGAAGCCGUUCAAAAUGUUACUCAACCUUCAAUGCAACGCGAUCGCCCGAGACGCCGAAGGCAAAAAGUGUGGCAUGAUUCGAGUGCCGUGUUCAGUACGGACUUGUAUGAGCAGCUUACGCUCGAAGAUGAUGAGUUCACGAGUGGGGAAGAGGAAGAGGCGGAUGAAUCCGCAAGUGCUUCUGCUAGCAGUAUGCCCGGUCCGGAUCUCAGUCAAUUUAAUGUGCCAGGAAUUAUUGAAGAGAUCUCAAAGAGUGCCAAUCCUGUAGAAACUACUGCAAACUAUUUAGGGAUGAUCUCAUCCAGUACGAACCCUGAUUUACAGAAGGAACUAUUGAUCGAGUUGACCAAGAAAGUUCGGCAAGAACAUGAAGAGCGCACUGCCAGCCCUGUACCAGCAGACAAUCAAUCAAAAGCAAAUGUAAACACACUAGCAGAUGUCAAAACAAGUGGGCUGUCGCAGCAACUACUUCAAGGUUCUCAGAGGCCUUUAGAUGGGCCACAGAAUAAGUACCCUCCUUCAAGUUUUCCAGAAUCAUUCCCUCCUCGGAAUGGUAGUACUUGGAGACCCAUGCAACCCGGUCCAAAUGUAGAAAACCGUUUUCCAGGACCGCACAGUGUACACCAUCUGCCUGUUCAGGGACCUUCGUUCCCUGGACAGCGACCACGACUACCUCAUGAAGGAGCAGGUAUUAGACCUAGACCCCCAAUGCCUGGACAAGAGUCUAGUUUGCAGGGACAAACGCCUGCGUUGACGGGACAGAGGCCUCGAUUCCCUUGGCAGGGUCCUUCGUUUCCAGGUCGGGGGCCUGCUCCACCUAGCCAUGGUCCUGCCAUGCCUGGACAAGUACCUAGGUUUCCUGGACAGUUACCCAACCAGGGAUCUGCCAUACCGCAACAGGGACUGCCUGGGUCUAGAUUUCCUAGUCAUCUUGCUACGUUGCGUGGACCAGCACCGAUACAACCUGGACAAGUGCCUACAUUACAUGGACAAGGACCAGUCGCACCUGGUCAAGUACCUCCAUUUCGCAGCCAUGUACCAACAUCUGUCGGGCAACCACCGAAUAUGUUGUCUGGCCAAGUACCUACAUCAAUAGGGCAUCAACCAAUGUUGCCAGGCCAAGUACCUCCAUCAGUGGGCAAACCACCUGAAUUGCAUGACCGAGUACCAACGUCAAUAGGCCAACCACAAAUGCUGCCUGGCCAAGUUCCAGCAUCAGUGGGGCAACAACCAAUGCUGCCAGGCCAAGUCCCAAUGUCGAUAGGCCAACCAUCAAUGUUGCCCGGCCAAUUACCAACAUCAAUGGGGCAACCACGUUUCGAGCUAGGCCAGGGACCAAGAAAUGUGGGGCAACCGCAAAUGCUGCCUGGCCAAGUUCCAACGUCAAUGGGGCAACCACCAAUGUUGCCUGGCCAACUACCUUCAUUGAAGGGGCAACCACGUUUCGAGCUUGGCCAGGGACCGCGGCAUUUGGGGCAUCCGCAAAUGCUACCUGGCCAAGUUCCAACGUCAUUGGGGCAACCACCAAUGUUGCCUGGCCAACUACCUUCAUCGAAGGAUCAACCACGUUUCGAGCUUGGCCAGGGACCGCGGAAUUUGGGGCCACCGCAAAUGCUGCCUGGCCAAGUUCCAACGUCAAUGGGGCAACCACCAAUGUUGCAUGGCCAACUACCUUCAUCAAGGGGGCAACUACCUUUUGAGCUUGGCCCAGGACCGAGGACAGUAGUUCAACCGCCUAAGUUGGCUGACCAAGUACCUACAUCGAUGGGACCAGAACGGGAUGCCAAAUCAGUGGACAUAGCACCUGCGUUGCUUGACCGAAGAUCUUCAUCAGUGGAUAUAGCCCCUGCCUUGCCUGACCUAGCCCCUACAAGUCUGGAUAUAGCACCUCCAGUGCCCGAACAGGCACCUACAUCAGCUGAAGAACCAAUUCUUGGUGGGAAAUUACCAAUGCUAUGUGCUGGUGUGGACCUUACCAAUCCACGUCUACAAUCGCUGCUGGACAAUUUGUCCCUUGAAAAGCUGUCGGAAGUCUUUACACUGAAUAAACAGCUCGCUGGAAUUGGAUCACCAGCAGGUAAGGAUGUAUCUACACACAGCGACUCUACACAUCGAGACUUGUCUUCAUUGCAGUCUCGUGGAAGUUCUGUAGCAUCUCGGUCCACGCUCUCUGUUUUGAGGCAGUGUUAUGAUGACCCGACUCCUGACUCGCCAGCAGCACCAAGUCAGCCUGAUUACCACGAAUCAGAUUUCGAGCCCGAGGAACAGCCCGGGUUUGGGCCUGGUGGACCACAUCCCGAAUUCGACAAUCCAAAAGAUUUUGAUGACCGACAACAGAAUUUCCUUCUGGACAGGAAGCGGUUUGAUCCCGGACCUGACGGCUAUGAUGACCAACCGCAGAAUAGGUCGAGUUAUGACGACAAGAAAAAUCUUGGGGGAGAAAGAUUCAAUCAGGAGGGUGACGUAGAUUUACGGGGAGAGGUGCGACAAGAGGAGGAAGAAAACUCGGAUGCAGUGCGAGUGAGAAAAUAUUUCAGUUCAUUCGAACAACAGAAAGCUCUGACAGAUCAUGGGGAGAGGGGGUUCCUCCCAGAAUGGGAAGAAAGGCCAGCGUCUGUCUUUGAAAGUGACAGGAGACAGGAGGGCUUCGAUUUUGAUUUGGGAGACCGUGACUUAGAUCUGAGAGGUGGUGAUUUUGAUGACCGACGCCAUGGUUUUGAGAUGGAGCACCGUGAUAUGGAGUCUAGGGGUCAGGAAAACGAAGAUAGAGGCCGAGAAUUUGAUAGGAGGGGUCGAGAUUUUGAUCCCAGAGGUGGGGAGAUUGAUGAUGGAGCAGGUGACUUUGAUGCUGGUGGUCUUGCAUUUGAUUCUAGAGGAAGGCUGGUUGAGGAGGGGGACCUGGAUCUUGACUUAAGGCACAGAGGAUUUGACAAUCAUGAUCGUGAUAUUGAUUUGAGAAGCGGAGAAUUUAUUUCGAGAGGUUUUGACAUUGAACCAAGAUGGCGCGAUUUUGAUUUUAGAGGCCGUGAAUUCAAUGAGAGGGAUCGGGGAUUUGAUCCGAGGGGCAGGGACUUGGAUUUUAGAAGUCGGGAUGUUGAUUCUAGAGGUCGAGAUUUAGAUGCUAUCGGUCGACGACUAUCAAGGGAUUUUCCAGAUAGAAUACAUGAUGAGCCUUUGCGUGAUUUCCGAGAUGAUCGAUUCGGUCCUGGGAGGGAUUGGAGGAAGCAUGGAGUGCCUCCUCGGAGGCAUGAAUUCGAACGCGACAAUUUUCAUCACGAGCUUCCUGGAAGGGGUCGAGAUCCGUUUGCGCAGGAUUUCCCGACCGAAUCUCGGGACCGUUUCGGCCGAGAUCGUGGUCCAGUUCUGGAAUGGGAGAGACGAGCUGGUGAGGAAGUGUACCGUGAUGGUCGAAACAUGUUGACUCGUGAAGAAAGGUUUGCAUCAGGUCUGCCUGAGUUUCAUCGACCUGAUUUACGAGAACGAUCGUUUGAUGCGGAGGGACUUGGCCAUCGGGGACUGGCACAUCAUGUAGAUGUUCCACCUCCAAGGCAGGAGAGACUGGGAGUUACAACGGAGCCACCAAAACCACGUAGCAUCCUUAAAAAGAGAACUGAGGAUCCCAAGCCUCCUGUUAGUAUACUGAAACCACAGGGUAUCCUGAAAAAUAAAAGACCUGCACCAUCCGCUGUAGGUGAUGGUGUCAAAUCUGACUCUAAGUCAAAUCAAAGGUUUGACAAAACGGAUCUGAAUAUGAACUCUGGUCAAACGAAAUCUGUAGCUGUUCUUGACCAUGAAAAUGAAUUUAAGAAACUAGAACUUGAAAUUAUGCAACUUCAAGAUGAUCAUAAGAGGCCAGAAUGGAAGACAAAUGUACCUGAACGUAAACACAAUGAACAGAAGCAGACGCAUCCAUCUAGAAAACCAGUGGCUUUUGAUUUCAAGAAGUCGUCUGCAUCUGUUCAGAAGAAAGUCCAACUUGAUUUCGAUUUUUAUGAUGAGAGUCUCGAGACGAAUGAAGUGGAUAAUACGACUAGUAAGAUGGAAAAUAAGGAACCGGUGAAGGAAAAAGUUGUGUGUGAUAGUGUCGUGAAAUUGACAAAGGAAAGUCCUCAGGUAUCUUCGCCUAGUCAGCCUGCACCGACAGCUGGUAAGAAACGACCGAUGACGAGCGGGCAGGAUUUGCUUAUGGAACGUGAUAGUAAAGUGCGGAAAGAGGAUAAGAUUGUAUCAGAAAACGGUGCUAAGACUGAUGUUACUGACAAGCCCUCUGGUGGUGAUAAUUCGAAACAGUCCAAUACCUCGAAACCAGAAAGUAUGCCAGGCGUUGGUCCGCCGCAGGAUACGGGUCAAGUUGGUGAGAAAUUGAACCUGACUGUGAAAGUUGAAAAACCUGCAUCAGAAACUGUUACCAAACUGGAUGUGAAAGAUACUGUUGGUAAUUCGGGUUCCAAGCGUGAUUUAGAAGCUGAUGGUAACGAAGCUGAAGCAAAAAAGGUAAAAAUCGAGAGUGACGUUGAGAAACCUGUUCCAAAGAACUACGCUUUGGAGUUUUCUCAGUCUAAGGUUGUCAAUAUUGCCACAAAAAUCGACAGUCAGAAAUCCGACAUUUCAAAAGGUGAUUCAAAAUCGGAAUCUAAAGUGGCAAAAAUUGCUACAAAAGUCAACAGCCCGAAAUCCGAGACCUCGAAAGGUGGAAUGGGGGAUAUGUCCAAUCAGUUGACAGAUAUGGCAGAUUCUCUUAUGCGCAAUGUCGGACAGUCAUCAGUUGUGAAACCCUUAUUAGGCGAGAAACCCUUACUAGGCGUAAAACCCCUGUUGGGAACAAAACCCUUGUUAGGCACAAAACCCUUGUUAGGCACAAAACCCUUGUUAGGUGAUGAACCCAGUCCGUUGGCUGAUAUGGCUGAUACACUGAUGCGCAACGUGGGGCAGCCUGGUGGCAAGUCUUUGUACGAUGACGGGCCAAGUUUCAGGGGAAGAGGACAAGGAUACCAGCGUGGUGCUCCCCCUAGCCGUCCAGGUCGCGGCAGGUCACAACCGUGGACUAAUCGUGGUGCCAAGAACACAGGUAAUCCUUCCAAGCGUGGGGGGAACAUGCCAUCUACCCGUGGCAGUGGCCGUUAUUCACCUCGUAGUUUCAUUGAGGAUGGUACAAAUCAACCUGGGUUCGCUGGACCAGAAUUGGACCCACCCGGUUUCCGAGACGGACCUCCAAGCAAUUUUACAGGUAGUUCUCCUUUCUCUGGGCAUGGAAGGGGUAUGCCACCAUUCUCGCGCGGUACUAAUCAGCCUGCAAGGGGACAUUUCCCACGGGCGCACCAAGGUAACAUGGGAGGGGCUAUGGAAAUGGCGAGGGCAAUGAGGACUUCUAGCUCCGGCGCAAAGUACGACAAAUUCGGACGUCCGAUGAAGGAUACAGAGACAAACAUUCCUGAGCCUCCUCAUAAAUGGCUCCAGCAGCAGCAGCCUGGUUUUGUGCGUGGGAGAAGUCGAGGCAGGUUCGGUUGGUAGCCAAACGUUUUCUCUUAAAGGAGGUGUAGCUCGAGUUGACUGCUAUUUGGCCGGCACUGGUUAGAGUUCUCAGUGGAUUGAGGGUUUCUAUGCUUAUACAUGAAGGGCCAACAAAUAAAUUGUACGAAAGCAAGAUUGUUGAGAGUGCCCCCAUUUUCUCAUUCAUCACAUGUUCUUGCUCUACUUCUCCUCAAAAGAGAGAUCACAACUGUGAAACUUUCUUUUAUUUUAUUAAAAUUCAAUCAUGGAGGGGAAAAUAUCUGUAACUUACAAGCAACUUAUGCAAAACCCUGCACAUAGGUUUCUCCGACUGCCAUCUGUUUAAGUUUGGUGUGAGCUUUGCGCGACUUGCGUGCAUCUUUGGCACAGUUUGUUCCGCAUAUGAUACAAAGAAACAUCAAGACCAUAGGGAUACUUUGGUAUGUCAGUUGUGACUUGGACUGUAUUUCCCAAAUUACAGUGCCAGUCUUAAAAAAAUAUUAAUCAAUUGCGUUUGAUUUUAUGAUUGAAAGCGAGUGUACUUGCUUAAAUUUUGGUGCCGAAGUUUGGAAUUUUGGUAGGCUUGUGGAAAAAAUAUCCGGGUGAAAUCUAACAAUUGAUGCAAUGAUUAUUAGUGCAUUUUGGUUUUUUGUGUGGUGGGCAGAAUCAUGAAUCUGAUGCAUUUCUUUUUCGUGUGUGCAGUAUUUAGGUUCGGGAAACAAUCACAAGUACUUGUAGUUUUGUUUUUUUGCUUGUUUGAAAUUGAAUUUGUUUGCUUAGUGUUGUGAUGAUGCAAAGAGUGGGAAGAUAUCCCAUGUAUACUGCAACCUGUCAAAAAAUUUCCCAAGCCUUUGAACUUCAAGGGAUUUGCGAAUAACCUCAAUUUGUGAAAUCAUGCAAGUUAUUUUCAUUGGAAAAACUGAAAGAAACUUUGUGGUCCGCCAAAAUUAAAAUCAUGAAAAUUGUAAUUUUAUUUUUUUUCCCGCAAAUAGCAAAAAUCACUUGCCACAAACAUUUUCUGGUUUACAGUAUUUUGACGUGACUGUGUUCGGAUCCUAGUUCUUCAGUAAUCCUUUUAUGUCAUGCUGGUUAUGGUGAUAUUCGGUGGUCACUCUUGGUCCCCUAACAUUGCCACAAAAGUCUACAAGGCCUGUACGAUGUGUUUUGUUAAUACAAGUAGUCAGUCAUAUUUUUGAGGGGUAUUUUCAUGUUUUGUUGGUAGCCUUAUUAAAGUGAGAUCUUGAAGGAAUAAUUUUUAUUUCACAUAUUUAACCAGAUUAAUAUUAAUGAAAAAUCUGGAAUCCAUGUCCUGAACUAGAGUUCUCCUUUCUGAGUCGGGAAUAGAUUUACGGGCCUUUCUUUUGUGACUUAAUUUAAAUAAGGGGUGUAAGGAGUGCAUUACACCCCUCUAAAAUCGGUUUGAGAAAAGAAUCUGGCACAGUGUAUGUGUCAUAUUUAUUCUUUGGGCGUUGUUGAUUUGCGAGUCUUUGGGCAUUUUGUGGUCAGAAUCUGGUAAGGGGUCAUUCAUAAGGUAUGUACAUAUCAAACUGGGGAUUUUGAGACGCCCCCUCCCCCUGUCCGCACAUGUUGGGGCAAGUGUACAAGUGUACACAUUUUCUCCAAAAUUCCUAGAUGACCCCCUCCUCUCUUCAGUGCAUACAAACUAUGGGUGGCCCCCCCAAUGUAGUAUUCUUUUAGAACUUCAAUGGCUGGCACAAAUGGACAGGAAGUCUGUUGUGAAAUGUGCCUAAAUGUGUUAUCUUUUGUUUUUACAUUUCUUUCCAUAUCCCGAUUGAAGUUAUUGGUACUAGUUGAUUUAUUCACUGUGAAAAAACGUACAGGUUAAACAUCAGAUGAUUCCAAUCAAAAAGAUUCCUUCCUUCACAGCGGGCGGAACCAAAAACAAAUUUGUUAAACGCGUUCAAUUUCCCCAACAACCUACCCACUGGACAGAAUAACCUCAAAAUGGAAUUGCCUGUUUAAAAAUACGUGGAAAUAUAGCCUGUACGUUUGUUUUGACAGUAUGGUUGUUUAUCCUGAUCAUGAGACUCUGCACAGUAGACACGCAUACAAAGCUAUAUUACGAACCCAAAAAUUAUUUUGUCCAGUGGUCAUACCCGCUGCACAAGCGUACAGUGGACACAGAAGGGAAAUGUGGUCCAAUGACAAUAUUUUGGGAGUUUUUAGGGUGAAAAAGGUCACAUUUUAAUGCCACUAAUGUGUAGCCAAUACAAAAAUGUGGCAUUGGCCUUUUUUCCAAGUGCCAGUGGCACUGAAUGCUUCUUGCUUCUCCACAAUGGGACCUGCCGGGCAAAAGUAUUCUGAGUGAAGUGUUCUAGUUUUCGUUCUAGUUCUGCAAUAUAGCAUUGUAUGCCUUUCCACGCGAGUAGGGGCUGUCCACAAAAAGAACAUUAUCAAGUACAUAUUUGUCAUUGUGUUCUUGGGAAGGUGUCACAGUAGUCUUACUUUGCUACUGGAAAAAAAACUGCAGCAUAAUUUAUUUGAGGUUUCCUACUUUUUCCGCAAAACCUAAAGGGACAUCAUGGGUAUGAGAUAUGUUGGUUUUUCAUUAAAAACUGGCUUCCAGCAGGACCACAAUGUCGCCAAACAGGAUUGUUGAAAAAUCGUUGAACUGCAAUAAACAAUGCAUUUUAACAGUGUGUAACCAUAGGCCUGCCUGAAAUUCACAAGCCAUGUCCAAAACUGCCGCAAAUUGUUAUCAGAGAAUAGCAUCAAUGUACUACGAGGCAGCGCAUGGCGUCAAGUUGGCACAUUAUCCUCUGGGCCAGGUAAAUCACGUGCCCAAGUUGUCCCUUUUUCUGUGUUUCUAUUUUGCGGAUCUACAAGAGCUAUCAUGCAUAAUGUAUGGGCAGUGUUAAAUUUUUCACAUUGCGUAUCUCGUCGGACCACAAUUGGGGAACUACACGAGCUGUUAUUCAUAAUGUACGGGUCGUGUUAAAUUUUUCACAUUGCGUAUCUCGUCAGACCACAAUUGCAAAACUACAAGAGCUAUCAUGCAUGGACUGUGUUAAAUUGUGCACAUUUGCAUAUCUCGUCAGUUAUUGCGCGGAACUACAAGAGCUGUUAUGCACAAUGUAUGGACAGUGUUAAAUUUUUCACAUUGCGUAUCUCGUCAGACCACAAUUGCAAAACUACAAGAGCUGUCAUGCAAAAUGUAUGGACUGUGUUAAAUUUUUCACAUUUGCGUAUCUCCUCAGACCACAAUUGCAAAACUACAGGAGCUGUCAUGCAUAAUGUAUGGACAGUGUUAAAUUUUUCACAUUUGCGUAUCUCCUCAGACCACAAUUGCAAAACUACAAGAGCUGUCAUGCAAAAUGUAUGGACUGUGUUAAAUUUUUCACUAUGCGUAUCUCGUCAGUUAUUGCAAAACUACAAGAGCUGUCAUGCAUAAUGUAUGGACAGUGUAAAAUUUUUCACAUUGCGUAUCUCGUCCGACCACAAUUGCAAAACUACAAGAGCUGUAAUGCAUAAUGUAUGGACUGUGUUAAAUUGUGCACAUUUGCGUAUCUCGUCAGUUAUUGCGGAACUACAAGAGCUGUUAUGCAUAAUGUAUGGACAGUGUUAAAUUUUGCACAAUAGCGGAUCUCGCCGGACCACAAAGAAAAAAUGCGUGCAGAAGCUUUCCGAGAUGUGGUACCUUGUGGGUGGCCCCUUGUGCGGUAAAUUUUAGUUGUUAGUAGAAUAGAUCGUGCACUGUUAUAGGUCAGACCUUUGCUCUGAUAAAACUGUUGUAAAUAUUCCUUCCUAAGGGAAAUAAAAAUUUGAUUCAUUAUAAA
Lineus longissimus is the source of this 18194-nucleotide messenger RNA. RefSeq lists its product as uncharacterized. Gene Ontology annotation, biological process: DNA-templated transcription. The record is from RefSeq and is a predicted model, not a curated record. The transcript is spliced from 21 exons. NCBI's taxonomy places the organism in Eukaryota, Metazoa, Nemertea, Pilidiophora, Heteronemertea, Lineidae. Bases 169 to 14418 code for a protein of 4749 amino acids. Gene Ontology annotation, molecular function: protein binding.